AACAAUUUUGAAAACCUGGAUAUUGAGGAGAAAAAGAAAUUCCAUAACGUCAAAGACAAUGUCGUUCAUCUUUUCAAAAUUGCUGCUGAUGGAUUCAAGCAGAGAAAGUUCAAACAGGCCAUCAGGGAUUACAAAAAGAUUCUUAACUCUCUCGACGAGGCAGAGCUGGAAGACAGUGAAGAUGAGGGGGAACAGAAAAAAUUAUUGACGAGAGCUGCUCAAAAUUUGGCAAUCUGUUACAACAGGGAGAGCAUGCCACGUCAUGCCUGUAUCGCUUGCAAUGAAGCACCCUAUAAGACUGCAAAAAUUCACUUUCAUUAUGGAAGAGCUUUGAUAAGGAUGGGAGAGUACGGCCAAGCUCUCACCCAACUGGAGAAAUGUUUGGCACUCGAGCCUGAAAAUGUUUUUGCAAUAAAAGAAAUGGAGCUGGCCAAUCAGUUUGAAGAGAAAUAUAAAAAUAUCGAGAAGAGUAUGUGGUCGAAAUGUUUGGGAUUGGCCAAGGGGAAACCCCGCGGGGAGGAGGAGUACGAGCAACUGGCAACUUCUCUCGUUCAGACUUUUCUCGAUGAUGGGCAUAUCAUGCGUCAGCCAUUGCCAGAGGGUCUGGUGCCACAGGCAGAAAAAGCUAUUCGCCGACAGGCUGCUAUUAAAGGCGUAAAAGUCACUUCCCACACUCGAUAUGGGAAAGAAAUUGUGUAUCUCUCAAAAUCCAAUUAUGUUUAGUUUUGUAAACAGAACUUCGUAUCACGAAACUUUAUAUCAGAGUUAUCCUCAUUCCUACGCAGAAAGAAAUCACGAUGAGGAAUGAAUAUUCGUUUAUUCAAUAUUUUCCAGCAUUUUUAUAGAGAUAUUUCCUAUUUUUCAAUUUAUUUCUAAGACUCAUGGUUUACAAUUGUAGAAUCAAUUGCAGCAAUAAAAAAUAAAC
This is a messenger RNA of Fopius arisanus, 925 nucleotides long. RefSeq names its product shutdown (gene shu). Gene Ontology annotation, biological process: spermatogenesis; piRNA processing. The record is from RefSeq and is a predicted model, not a curated record. Gene Ontology annotation, cellular component: cytoplasm. NCBI's taxonomy places the organism in Eukaryota, Metazoa, Arthropoda, Insecta, Hymenoptera, Braconidae. Gene Ontology annotation, molecular function: peptidyl-prolyl cis-trans isomerase activity; Hsp90 protein binding.